Vicia villosa (hairy vetch) is the source of this 6348-nucleotide messenger RNA. RefSeq names its product 1-phosphatidylinositol-3-phosphate 5-kinase FAB1B. Bases 570 to 6050 code for a protein of 1826 amino acids. Gene Ontology annotation, biological process: phosphatidylinositol phosphate biosynthetic process. Gene Ontology annotation, molecular function: ATP binding; metal ion binding; 1-phosphatidylinositol-3-phosphate 5-kinase activity. The transcript has 11 exons. NCBI's taxonomy places the organism in Eukaryota, Viridiplantae, Streptophyta, Magnoliopsida, Fabales, Fabaceae. Gene Ontology annotation, cellular component: endosome membrane. The record is from RefSeq and is a predicted model, not a curated record.
UUUAUAUAAACAAGUCUCUGUCAGGAAUCACAGAGAAAAAAGGGUUACUAGUAUAUCAAAUGAGAGAAUGAUAGAACAAAAUGGAAAACUCGUUACUCAAAUUCCAUUUCACAACAGAAUUUUCAUUCUUCCAUUGAUCUCUGUUUUUCCAAAUUCGUGUACAGAAUCGUAGCGACUUGUUUGUUUCGAUUAAUUUAUUUUUUAAUCGAUUAUUGAGAUUAUUCUGUGGUUGACGAUGAUGAUUAUCAAAGAUCCAAAUUCGAACUCGUUGUUGAUUGAUUCAGGGUUUGUUUCCGUUCUUCGUAUAUGCUUAAUUUUCUGAUCGUGUUUUUGAUUUUUUUUUAUAGUGUGCGCAUUCAAUUCAAUUGAAACGAGUGUUUGAAUUAGUCAAAUAUUGAAUUGAGAGCUUCUGAGGUUAAGUGAUUGGUGAAUUAGGGUUCCUUUCGUUGAUAUUUCGAAAGCAAUUGAUCUUUAUUACCUCGAUGUAUUGAGAAUUUGAGUGUAUGAGUUUUGAAUUCUGAAUUGUGAAUAUGGUUGGUUAUUAGUGGCAAAUGGGAGAAUCAUGAUGAAUGCGGAAGCUAGAUUUUUGUUUGUCAAUGGAUGCAAUAGACAAGGCAUUUUCUGAGCUUGUCAGUAUUAUAAAAUCAUGGAUACCCUGGCAAUCUGAGCCAGCAAACGUGUCGCGUGAUUUUUGGAUGCCCGAUCAUAGUUGUAGAGUAUGCUACGAGUGUGAUGCACAAUUCUCUUUAUUUAAUCGCAGACACCAUUGUCGUCUUUGUGGACGGAUUUUUUGUUCCAAGUGUACUACGAAUUCGGUUCCUGCACCGUUUAGCGGAGGCCAGAGGAAUUCUUGGGAUGAGUCGGAGAAGAUUCGGGUGUGUAAUUAUUGUUACAAGCAGUGGGAGCAGGGUAUAGUUUCUUUUGAGAAAAGUGGUCAGACUUCUAAUCUUGAACGUACAAUGUCAGCUUCGAGUGUGGCUAGUAGUAAAACUAGUGCCACGGGUAACAGUAGUAACAUUACUAUUUGCUCCGUGCCUUAUUCGGUUAGUUCUUAUAAACAAAAACAACAGGGUUCAUGUGGGAACAACAUGCAUCAGUCACCUAAGAGGGGAAAAGAAACUGAUAGGGAACGUUUAUCAUCCAUAGGAGGGAGGAAUAUUGAUCUUGUAGAAGAACUAGGGGACCCAUUAACGAAGCAAUACGGGUUCUCUAUGAGCAGGAGUGACGAUGAUGAGGAUGAGUAUGAUGUAUAUCGGUCUGAUUCUGAUAUAAGGCAAUAUCCUCAAGUGAAUAGCUACUAUGGACAGGCCGUGCUUGAUGGAAUAAAAAAAAUUGAUGGCUCACAGAAAGGGCAUCCCAAUGGAGAAAACAUUGAUGCAAAACUCUCUUCAAACUACAAUUUUGAUGCAUGUGGUUUGGAAGGAACGCCAGUUAUUGCAAAAAAUGAAGAUGAACCUGAUAUCUGUGAUGAACAUGAUGCACCUUCGUCGUUAUAUGUUUCAGAGGAUGUUGAUGCUGAACCUGUCGAUUUCGAAAAUAAUGGACUUUUGUGGCUCCCCCCUGAACCAGAGGAUGAAGAAGAUGACCGGGAAGCUAUUAUGUAUGAUGACGACGAUGAUAAUGAGGGAAAUAGCACUGGAGAGUGGGGCUAUCUUCGCAGUUCAAGCAGUUUUGGAAGUGGGGAGUAUCGACAGAGAGAUAGGUCAAAUGAGGAACACAAGAAGGUAAUGAAGAAUGUAGUUGAUGGACACUUUAGGGCUUUGGUGUCGCAGCUCUUAGCAGUUGAGAACCUACCAGUUGAGGACAAUAACAAAAACAGUUGGUUGGAAAUAAUCAUAUCUCUGUCAUGGGAAGCUGCUAAUUUACUGAAACCAGAUAUGAGCAAAGGUGGUGGGAUGGACCCAGCUGGUUAUUCGAAAGUCAAAUGCAUAGCAUGUGGGAGCCGCAUUGAAAGUGUGGUGGUUAAAGGAGUUGUUUGUAAGAAAAACGUGGCUCAUCGACGAAUGACGUCAAAAGUGGAUAAACCUCGCUUGUUGAUCCUUGGAGGGGCUCUUGAAUAUCAGCGUGUUACCAAUCUCUUGUCUAGUGUUGAUACCCUAUUGCAGCAGGAAACGGACCAUCUUAAGAUGGCAGUGGCAAAGAUAGCUUCACACCAGCCAAGUAUCCUUCUGGUCGAGAAAUCAGUUUCUCGAUAUGCACAAGAAUAUCUUCUUGCAAAAGACAUAACACUAGUUCUCAAUGUAAAGAGACCGCUUUUAGAGCGCUUAGCACGUUGUACUGGCACUCAAAUAGUGCCUUCAAUUGAUCAUCUUUCAUCGCAAAAGUUGGGUUACUGUGAAACGUUUCAUGUUGAAAAAUUUCUCGAAGACCUAAUUGUUGCUGUUCCGGGUGCAAAAAAACCAAUGAAAACAUUGAUGUUUUUUGAAGGUUGCCCAAAACCAUUAGGUUGCACAAUUUUACUUAGAGGAGCUGACAUGGAUGAAUUGAAAAAGGUAAAGCAUGUGGUUCAGUAUGCAGUUUUUGCAGCCUACCAUUUGGCUAUGGAGACAUCUUUUCUUGCUGAUGAAGGAGUCUCUCUGCCAGAACUUCCAUUAAACAGUCUCGCCCUUCCAAAUAAGUCGUCAUCCAUUCAAAGGUCAAUCUCAACAGUUCCUGGUUUUAGUGUUCCGGGCAAUGAGAAGUCUCAGAUUCAUGAUCCCAACAAUGGACCACGGAGGACCAAAAGUGUCACAGUUACUGAACUAGUCUCCCCAGUUUGCAAUACAGGAUCCUUAUCUAAUGGUUGUUCUCAAUCUUUGCCAUCUGGAUCAAAUCUUAACCAUUCAGCUGCCAUGUACUCCUCCAUUGUUGCUUCUGGAGAUAAUAUUCCUGAAUUGCACCAUAAGAAGCUUCUUUCCAAACAACCUCCGGUAAAAGAAACUUCUGUGGUGGAUGAUACCUUUGUAAAUGGUACGGAAACUUCAGAGCAAAUAUAUCAAGGCAUUUUAGCUGAUAAUUCUCGAAAUGGUCAUAACCAAAUCUAUGCAAAUCAGUUAAGCGCUUCGGAGUCGUCAUUAUCUCCAAAUUAUGCUCAAAACCAUACUGAUAAGAAGCUUGUAACCACAAAUGAAGAACCAGUUCCUCAAAAAGAAGAGUUUCCUCCAUCACCCUCUGACCAUCAAAGCAUUUUGGUGUCUUUAUCGUCUCGGUGUGUAUGGAAGGGAACCGUGUGCGAGAGGUCCCAUCUAUUCCGAAUUAAAUACUAUGGAAGCUUUGACAAGCCAUUGGGUCGGUUCCUGCGGGACCAUUUAUUUGAUCAGAGUUAUCGAUGUGAUUCUUGUGAUAUGCCAUCGGAAGCACAUGUGCAUUGCUAUACUCAUCGACAGGGAACACUUACCAUAUCGGUAAAAAAACUACCAGAAAUCAUCCUGCCUGGUGAAAGGGACGGAAAGAUUUGGAUGUGGCACAGGUGCUUGCGGUGUCCAAGAAUCGGUGGCUUUCCUCCUGCCACACAGAGAAUAGUAAUGUCUGAUGCUGCUUGGGGUUUAUCAUUUGGAAAGUUUUUGGAGCUCAGUUUCUCAAACCAUGCUGCAGCCAGCAGGGUGGCAAGCUGUGGCCAUUCUCUACACAGAGAUUGUCUUCGCUUUUAUGGAUUCGGGAAAAUGGUUGCUUGUUUUCGAUAUGCAUCAAUUGAUGUUCACUCAGUCUACCUUCCUCCACACAAACUGAAUUUUGAUCACGGGAAACAGGAUUGGAUACAGAAAGAAUCAGAUGAGACGGUCAAUCGAGCCGAGCUUUUAUUCUCCGAAGUACUCAAUUGUCUAAGUCAAAUUGGAGAAAAAAAAUCGAAUUCAAUCCAAAGCAGUAGUGGUCAUAAAACACCGGAAUUAAGACGUCAAGUUACUGAACUGGAAGCAAUGUUGCAAAGGGAGAAACUGGAAUUUGAGGAAACUCUUAAAAAGAUUUUGAACCAAGAAAAGAGAAAUGGCCAACCUGGAAUUGACAUUCUGGAAAUUAACCGACUGUGGAGGCAGUUACUUUUCCAAUCAUAUGUGUGGGACCACCGCCUUGUGUAUGCAGACAGCUUAGCUAAUUCCAACAUCGAAACUGAUUUAAGCAGUUCGACUUCAGAAGAUAAGGAAACACCUAUAGAUGAAAAUUUGAUGACUGGGGUCUCCUUGGCUAGAAGGGGAUUCAGCAGUGCUGACUCUAUUCAUGAACUAGUUGAUGCCAAAAGUUCCCAAUCCGAUGCAUUUAAUCAAGAAAUUGACGUGGCCAAAAAUAAACAAAACGAGAAAGAGCAUCCCAAUCUUUCUCUCAGCAAAAGCGUAAAUGAUCAAUCGCACCUUUUAGAACAUGAAUUGGGUGUUCGUAGAGCUCUCUCGGAGGGGCCAUUACCCGUUGUACCUAGUUUGUCUGAUACACUUGAUGCAAAAUGGACAGGUGAAAACCAGUCAGGAAUUGGAAUUCAAAAGGAUAGCACUUCCGGAAACCCUGAUAUAUCUAUAGCAGAUGCUUUGACAACCACUACACAAAGAGAAACGUACUAUCUCGGGGAUCGCUCUGAAGACCAGAACAGUUCCAAGAGCAUCUUUUCUUCUCUUAAAAGUCAUGAUAAUUUGGAAGACUCUUUAAGUUGGUUAGGGAUUCCCUUUGUAAACUUCUAUCGCCAAUUUAACAAGAGCUUGUUUGCUAGUAGCCAGAAGAUUGAAAAACUAGUGGAAUACAAUCCCGUUUUUGUAACGUCAUUCGGGAAGCUGGGACUCCAUGGUGGUGCAAGCAUGCUUUUGCCGAUCGGUGUUAAUGACACUGUAAUUCCAAUAUAUGAUGAUGAGCCCUCGAGUAUUAUAGCUCAUGCCUUGAUGUCAUCGCAAUAUCAUUCCCAGUUAUCUGAUGAAUUAGAGAGAUCAAAAGAUGGAUCUGAAUAUGCAUCAACUUAUUUUUCAGAGUCUGGUGCCUUCCAGUCAUUUUCAUCGGCCGAUGAUACAGCUUUUGAUUCUCAGAAAAGUUUUGGGUCGAUCGAGGAUAUGAUAUUGUCCAUGUCUGGUUCUCGUAACUCAUCAAUGUUGGACCCAGUGAUGUAUACAAAAGCUAUGCAUGCCAAAGUUUCCUUUGGAGAAGAAGAUCCCCUUGCAAAGGUAAAAUAUUAUGUGACUGUUUACUAUGCAAAGCGAUUUGAAGCCUUAAGAAGAGUCUGCUGUCCUUCCGAGCUUGACUACAUAAGGUCUCUAAGUCGCUGUAAGAAAUGGAGAGCUCAAGGUGGGAAGAGUAAUGUAUUCUUUGCAAAAACCUUGGAUGAUCGAUUUAUCAUCAAACAAGUUACCAAAACAGAACUUGAAUCGUUCGUUAAAUUUGGUCCUGAAUACUUCAAGUACCUUUCUGAAUCCAUAGGAACAGGAAGUCCAACAUGCCUGGCAAAGAUUCUUGGCAUAUACCAGGUUACUUCAAAGCAUCUCAAAGGAGGUAAAGAGUCAAAGAUGGACGUUUUGGUUAUGGAGAAUCUUCUAUUUAGGAGGACCGUGACACGACUUUACGAUCUCAAAGGAUCUUCUAGGUCUCGGUAUAAUCCAGAUAGUACAGGGAAAAACAAAGUUCUGCUGGACCAGAAUUUGAUUGAAGCAAUGCCAACUUCUCCUAUUUUUGUGGGAAACAAAGCAAAACGACUGUUAGAAAGAGCCGUCUGGAAUGAUACUGGUUUUCUUGCAUCAGUUGAUGUAAUGGACUAUUCAUUACUAGUUGGGGUGGACGAAGAAAAGGACGAGUUAGUUCUUGGAAUAAUCGAUUUCAUGAGGCAGUAUACAUGGGACAAGCAUCUUGAAACAUGGGUGAAAGCUUCAGGAAUCCUUGGAGGACCAAAGAAUACACCACCAACAGUUAUAUCACCAAAGCAAUACAAGAAAAGGUUCAGAAAAGCAAUGACUACUUACUUUCUCAUGCUUCCAGAUCAAUGGUCCCCUCCAUCGAUUAUUCCUAGUCAUUCUCAGUCUGAUUUAGUUGAAGAAAACAAAGAAAAAGAAAAAGAAAACAAAGAAAAAGAAAACAAUACACAGUCUAGGACUUUAGCUGAAUGAUUCUUUCUUUCAUGUGUUUCUGUAAAUUUUACUUCCAUUUUGGGAAUCAUCAACUCCAUCCAUAUUUUUUAUUUGGUUUUUGUUUUUGGCCUCUUAAAUUAUAGGAAUUCUUUUGGUUCAAUUAUGAUAGAUAUACACACAGAAGCUGUUAGAAGCCACAUGGUGUUUGUCUGGAGUAAAUGUAUUUAAUGACCUCCAGAUGAAAUCUAUGUACAAAAAACAUACAGUCUGUUUCCAGCAUCAUAUAUACAUGUAUAAAAUUUCAGACGCGUUCGAGUAUCUCAAAUUUCAUUUGUCA